CAAGGAUUGACUGUGGUUUAGUCCAAUUGACAUUUUGUAAUUUUUGUGAGAUUUUAGAAUUUCACGAAUUUUCAGCCGUUCUAUUUUAAGACAAAUGACUGAUAACAGUUUUUGAGUAUUCUGUGUUAAAUUCACAUACAUCAGUCAUGUGUUCCAUUGCCGCGGGCAGGAUUUUGCUAUGAAAGUUAUCUUGAAGAUCACGGAGGUUUUAUUCGGCAGGGUUGUUAAAGAAACUGUUUGGUAAUAUGCAAUGGAAAUACAAGGGAUGGAAAGGGCGAUGGCUGUGGGCGGUGUUGGUGCUCACAUUGUGCCCGUUGCUAGUAGCUCAGAAAAUCGGUGACCCAUACAAAAUUUUGGGCAUUCACCCCAAGGCUAAAUUACCUGAAAUACGCAAAGCGUAUAAGCAACUCGCUAAAGAGUGGCAUCCUGAUAAAAAUGAACAUCCAGAUGCGGCAGCUCGUUUCGUAGAAAUCAAACAAGCAUAUGAACUGUUGUCAGACACUGAGCGAAGACAGGCAUAUGAUUACUAUGGAAUUACGAACGAAGACGACCACCUUUACAAACCUAGACAUGAUUACAGCCAAUAUGCUAGAUACGCUAGUAACGACGACUUCGUAGGAGCACCCUACCGAACACAAGACCAAGAUAUUACAUUGUUCCACAAAUUGUCCAUAACCGCGCGCCACUUCGAGAACAAUAUUAUCGAGAAAAGCAUUCAUACGCCAGCACUGGUCCUAUUCUACACCGACUGGUGUUUCGACUGUGUGCGCUCUGCUGCAGCCUGGCGGCGCCUGGUGGAAGCUCUGCAGCCGCUCGGCGUUACCAUGGCAACCGUGCAUGCCGGCCAUGAGGCCAACCUAGCACGACGGGUAGGAGUACACGGAGUACCCUGCCUCACGUUCAUUUUAGACAAACAUGUGUAUAUGUAUAAGGAGGGACUGUCGUCGCUACCUAAAGUUUUAGAGUUCAUACGUUGGAAAUUCCCAUACAAAUUGGUGAGUUCGAUCACGGAUAGCAACGUGGACGGUUUCGUGUCGGACUUCGAGGACAAUAAAGUGAAGGCGCUGAUCUUCGAGGAGCGACAGACGAUGCGCUUCAGAUACCUCAUCACUGCAUUCCACUAUAGAGAUAGAGUCGCUUUUGGUUUCGUAGACAUGCGCUCCAGCGACACGCUGAACGUGACGGCUCGGUACAAGGUGCAGCGACACGUGGACACCAUGGUGCUGCUGAAGGAGGACAGCGAGGAGCCCGCCGCCACCGUCAGCACCAACGAGAUCCCUUCCGAGACACUGCACCAGCUCAUCGAGGCCAACCAGAUGCUCACGCUGCCGAGACUCUCCUCGCAGGCCGUGCUAGAGAGCGUGUGCCCGGUGGAGUGGCGCGCGGCGCGGCGCCGCCUGUGCUGCGUGCUGGUGUGCGGGGGCGCGGGCGGGGGCGCGGGGGGCGCGCGCGGGCCCGCCGCCGCCCUGCGACAGCUGGCGCGCGCCCCCGUCGACCGCCUCCACUACGCGUACGUCUACGCGCACAAACAGCCCGCCUUCAUACACGCCAUUGCUAACGGAUCCGGUAGCGACAUAUCGGAUAUAGAGCAUCGCAUCGUCAUAAUCUGGCGUCGCGAGCCCACGCGGAUCCAGUAUGAGUGGUUGAACGAGACGUGGCCGAGUUGUAACCACGCGCACUGCUCCUCCGACCACUUCCCGUCGGACCCCGCCCUCAGGGAGGAGCUGCUGAAGUACCACGAGCGACUGAAUGAGACCAAGCGAGCGCUCGACCAGCUCAUCAAGAGGCUAUUGAAACCGACUGAAGUAAUGGCGUAUGAAGCUCAUGUACAGGAGUUGCUGGACGAGGCGGCGCUGGGCGCGGUGUGGCGCGCGGCGCUGGCGCUCUGCGAGUGGGCGGAGCGCGCCGCGCACGGCCUGCGCUCGCAGCGCGCGCUGGCCGCGCUCUCCGUGCUCGCCACCGUCGCCGCCGUGCUCGCCGCCGGCUACCUCAUGGCAUACCUCAUGUAACCGCCCCACUACACUAUAUAUGUACACAAACUGACACAAAACUUUACAUUACACGGCACGGGCUGCGCUCGCAGCGCGCGCUGGCCGCGCUCUCCGUGCUCGCCACCGUCGCCGCCGUGCUCGCCGCCGGCUACCUCAUGGCAUACCUCAUGUAACCGCCCCACUACACUAUAUAUGUACACAAACUGACACAAAACUUUACAUUACACGGCACGGGCUGCGCUCGCAGCGCGCGCUGGCCGCGCUCUCCGUGCUCGCCACCGUCGCCGCCGUGCUCGCCGCCGGCUACCUCAUGGCAUACCUCAUGUAACCGCCCCACUACACUAUAUAUGUACACAAACUGACACAAAACUUUACAUUACACGGCACGGGCUGCGCUCGCAGCGCGCGCUGGCCGCGCUCUCCGUGCUCGCCACCGUCGCCGCCGUGCUCGCCGCCGGCUACCUCAUGGCAUACCUCAUGUAACCGCCCCACUACACUAUAUAUGUACACAAACUGACACAAAACUUUACAUUACACGGCACGGGCUGCGCUCGCAGCGCGCGCUGGCCGCGCUCUCCGUGCUCGCCACCGUCGCCGCCGUGCUCGCCGCCGGCUACCUCAUGGCAUACCUCAUGUAACCGCCCCACUACACUAUAUAUGUACACAAACUGACACAAAACUUUACAUUACACGGCACGGGCUGCGCUCGCAGCGCGCGCUGGCCGCGCUCUCCGUGCUCGCCACCGUCGCCGCCGUGCUCGCCGCCGGCUACCUCAUGGCAUACCUCAUGUAACCG
Molecule: messenger RNA, 2787 nt
Organism: Spodoptera exigua (beet armyworm)
Lineage: Eukaryota; Metazoa; Arthropoda; Insecta; Lepidoptera; Noctuidae
Source: the annotation of a GenBank genome assembly